Messenger RNA from Podarcis lilfordi (Lilford's wall lizard), 388 nucleotides. The record is from the annotation of a GenBank genome assembly. Lineage: Eukaryota; Metazoa; Chordata; Lepidosauria; Squamata; Lacertidae.
AUGGAUAACGGCCGUUACCCUGGUAACAAAGGACGCUUCCGUGCUAGGCAGCCGCCGCUACACUGAUGAAAAGGAACGGCAGCCGAAAACCAACCGAGACAGUAAAUGCCGCACAAGUUGUAGCAACAAAGCCGACCCAAGAGCAAACAAAAGGGGAGACCCCGCAGCCAAACCUCAAUCUUCACGUCCCUCCGCGCCGCGUCCUGCCGUCCCGGCAACCUCUGUUGGAAAACGAGAAAACCGCAGCAAAAGCUGGUUGAAAAUCCUGAGGGACGAGGACCGACGCCAACCGAGGACUGAGCAUGAGCCGCGAAGCCGCGCGGCCCCCGCGACCGAAAGCGCGACCGGAACCGGGAAUCCGAAGCAGCUAACAGCGAUGGUAAAAUAG